UCCCUUCUCUUUCUCCUCAUCAAUUCCUCUCACAGACCCUUGAUUUUCUUCCUACACAAAAUCCUCUGCCUUUCUAAUAUUUCUUGAUAUACGAGGAAAAGCAAAGACACAGAGAUAGAUAAAUGGAAAAGUUUUCCAAGUUAACAAAGCUCAAGUCCGCCAUAAAGAGAUUGCCAUCUUUCACCAAGAUAGGCCGCACAAAUAGCUCCAUUGCUGCUUUUAACAACGAUCAUGAUCAGUAUGAUCAGUCUGAUGAUCACGUCGAUGGCAAGAUUUCAAAUGGACUUCAUGCAGUUUAUGUUGGAAAGUCAAGGAGGAGGUAUCUUGUACGUUCCGAUGUCAUUUGUCAUCCUCUUUUCCAAGGUUUAAUGGACAGGUCAGGCGCUGGUUCUGGUGAUGAAGAAGAUAAUCAAGUAGUUGUUGUUGCUUGUGAGGUUGUUUUGUUUGAGCACUUGUUGUGGAUGCUUGAGAGUGGUGGCUCUCAGUUGGGGUCCAUGGAGGAGCUUGCUGAGUUCUAUUACACUUGCUGAUGAUGACGACGGUGAUGGUAAAAGUUUGCUGUAGUAAAAGAAUAUUAGAGGCAUUCAAAGGAAAAUAAUCAAGUACUGUACUAAUUGAGCUUGAUUGUGAGGACAACCCAUUUGCUUAAUGGUGGAUUGUGUUGUUAAAGAAGGUGAUUAAUUAGCUAGGGUUUUUUUUUUCUCAAUUUUUUAAAAGUAUACAGAGAUUAGGUCACAGGUCAUGAAAUCAAGUUUUUAUCUCUUUAUGCUUCGAGAAGCCAUUAAUCUACUCCCUAUCUCUUGUACGUUUAUCUUUAUGCUUGAAGGCAGCGUAAGAUCAAAUGAAUCACAACAGGACCACGGCAAUAUGUAUGGUUCAGGUUGGCAAUCAAAUCAAUAGGAUCUUCUUGUAGUUAGUAUGUUUUAAUGUACAUUUUUUUGUUGGAAA
Populus trichocarpa (black cottonwood) is the source of this 948-nucleotide messenger RNA. RefSeq names its product auxin-responsive protein SAUR78. Gene Ontology annotation, biological process: response to auxin. The transcript has a single exon. NCBI's taxonomy places the organism in Eukaryota, Viridiplantae, Streptophyta, Magnoliopsida, Malpighiales, Salicaceae. The record is from RefSeq and is a predicted model, not a curated record. Bases 123 to 530 code for a protein of 135 amino acids.